Carica papaya (papaya) is the source of this 2262-nucleotide messenger RNA. Its product is annotated as organic cation/carnitine transporter 4-like. Gene Ontology annotation, cellular component: membrane. NCBI's taxonomy places the organism in Eukaryota, Viridiplantae, Streptophyta, Magnoliopsida, Brassicales, Caricaceae. Gene Ontology annotation, molecular function: transmembrane transporter activity. The record is from RefSeq and is a predicted model, not a curated record. Gene Ontology annotation, biological process: transmembrane transport.
UGCAAAUAAGGACAUUAAUUAUUUAAGAAUUAAAAAUUCAGCCCACUAAUUUUUCAAUUUUCCCAAAAUAAACCCCACCUUGAUAAACACCAGCUUACAGCUUGCCAGGUAGGCGUUCUCAUCCACCUGACUCAGAGAUCCGACGGCUAGUUUGUGAGUCACGUGGCACUGACGCUCUACUUUUAACGGCUGAUAUUUCUCCACGUGUCGUCAUCAGGAAAUUUCGUCCACGUCAACUCAGAUGAGCUAGUUUCCUCGCAGUAGAAUUUCCAAGGUCGAAACUUCUCCUAUAUAAAUGACAGAGCUUUCCGUAUUACAAAAAAAUACUUACUUCUACAACCUUAUGGGAGGUAUGCGGGAGCCCCGACGGUGACCAAACCGCCGAUAAAAUCCACUCGACUAUAAUAUCCGAAGCCAUGUCUGCCCCCUCGACGGACGUCAGUGAUCUGGUCUCCGGGGUCCGAUCGCCGCUUCUCGCCGCGGCGAAGCCCGACCCGGGUCAGAUUUCGAAACCCGAGAGGCUCCGCAUUGACGACAUGCUCCAGAAGUACUGCGGGGAAUUCGGGUGGUGGCAAUUACGCCACUUUGUGUUGACGAGUUUAGCGUGGGCCCUGGAGGCAUUCCACACCAUGGUGAUGAUCUUCGCCGACCGAGAACCUGGUUGGCGCUGCGUGGGGUCGGGUUGCGACGAGGCGGCGAAGAGCGUUUGCGGGCUUAGACCCGGAUCGUGGGAGUGGGUCGGCGGUCCCGGCGGCUCGACGGUUGAGGAGUGGGGCCUGGUUUGCGGCGAGAAAUUCAAGGUCGGACUGGUUCAAGCUAUUUUCUUCGCCGGCUGCAUGAUAGGUGCAGGGACGUUCGGUCAUCUCUCAGAUUCCAGGUUAGGAAGAAAAGGGUCACUAACAGUUGUUUGCAUCUUAAACGCCAUCUUUGGCUGCUUAACUGCAUUUUCCCCAGAUUACUUCAUCUAUCUCCUCCUUCGCUUCCUAACUGGCUUUAGUACCGGCGGAGUUGGCCUCUGCGCCUUCGUUCUAGCCACCGAACCAGUCGGCCCAACCAAACGCGGUGUUGCUGGCAUGUCCACUUUCUACUUCUUCUCUACUGGUAUAGCAAUUCUAUCCGGCAUCGCUUACAUUUUCCGUUCAUGGAGAUCCCUUUACAUCGCCUCCUCCAUCCCCUCCUUGCUCUUCCUCCUCAUCGUCCUCCCUUUCAUCUCGGAGUCUCCACGCUGGUACCUUGUUCGUGGCCGGAUCAAUGAAGCCAUGAAGAUAAUGCGAAAAAUCGCCCAGUACAACGGAUUGAAUCUUCCUGAUGGAGUUGUCCUUGCACUUGACGAAGAGGCCAACGACACUCCAGAUGAACAUCUCACACAGUCCUUUAAAGGAGAAUCAAUGAAGCACGAAGCCAUAACGGGCUCUCUGGUUGAUGUUAUUCAAUCACCCAUUACUCGUUUUCGUUUAUUUCUUACUGUAGGGAUUAACUUCACGUGUUCGGUUGUAUAUUAUGGUCUCAGCUUAAACGUCGUCAACCUCGAAACCAACCUUUACCUCAACGUGCUACUCAACGCCGUAGCAGAGAUGCCAGCAUUCACUAUAACCGCAAUUUUGUUAGAUAAGUUCGGAAGGAAACCGAUGGCGAUCGGGACUCAACUCUUUAGCGGGCUAUUCUGUUUCGUCGGAAGCUUCUUGGGGAGCUCCGGGAUAUGGAAGAUAUUACGAAUGGGGUGUGGAAUUCUUGGGAUAUUCGGCAUGGCAGGGACUUACAACUUACUUUUUAUAUACACAACGGAGUUGUUUCCCACGGUGGUGAGAAACGCAGCGCUAGGUUGCGCGACGCAGGCAGCACAAAUGGGGGCGAUACUGGCACCGUUUGUGGUGGUUUUGGGCGGCGGAUUCCCGUUUAUCGUGUUCGGAGUUUGUGGGGUUUUGGGAGGGUUUCUGGCGUACUACUUGCCAGAGACACUGAACCGGCCGUUGUAUGAUACCAUGGGUGGAAUGGAGUAUGGUGAAGGUGACUGGAGAGUUAAUGUGUGAAGGAAUGUAAGAGAGUUAUUUAGGGUUUUCAGUCUUUACCACCAUCACUUCCACUCUUCUAAAUAAACUUGUCAUGGAGAGUUCAAGAGGGAGACAGAAAAGGAAUAAUCUCAUUUUUCAUGUUCUAAUAUCAUAUCUUUCUUAUCCAUGGAAUUUGUGUCAACGAUUGUUCAAGUUCAUUCCAAUAUUUCUUGACAUUUUAAUAUAUACAAUCUUUGUAUCUACCCACUAA